Messenger RNA from Sinocyclocheilus grahami, 2571 nucleotides. RefSeq names its product phospholipid transfer protein-like. The record is from RefSeq and is a predicted model, not a curated record. The coding region runs from base 173 to 1633 and encodes 486 amino acids. Gene Ontology annotation, biological process: ceramide transport; high-density lipoprotein particle remodeling; phospholipid transport. Gene Ontology annotation, molecular function: phosphatidylethanolamine transfer activity; ceramide transfer activity; lipid binding. Lineage: Eukaryota; Metazoa; Chordata; Actinopteri; Cypriniformes; Cyprinidae. The transcript is spliced from 16 exons.
UCUCUCUCUCAUUCAGACGAGGCACGCAGUCUCUCCUCCUCUGCACUAUAAACACACACACACGCAGACACAGACCCUUCACACACACUGCUACAGAGACGAGAGACGACACACUUGGACUUCUUUCACUGGGCAUUUUCUUCUAUACGGUUGAAAGGUCUGCUGAGGAAUCAUGGGACUGCUGAAAGUCUCUGUCAUCUUUCUUCUUUCAUUAAUCACAAUGACUUUAGCAGAACCGCCUGGAUGCAAGAUCCGCAUCACCGACAGAGGACUGGAGAUGCUGAAGGCCGAGACAAAGAAGUUCGUGGAAGAAGAGUUGAGUAACAUCACCAUGCCAGAGAUGCGUGGUAAAGAGGGCCGUUUCCAGUACACCAUCAAAGAUGUGAAGAUCACGGAGCUGAACCUGACGUCUGACCUGCGCUUCCAGCCUGAUGUGGGGCUGCUGUUCGAGGUGCAGAACUCCUCCAUCACCCUCAACUUCCAGAGACGCAUCCUUUACUGGCUCUUUUAUGAUGAGGGAGCCAUCAACGCCUCCGCUGAAGGUGUCAACAUCUUCACAGUCCUCCAUCUCAUCAAAGACAAGGACGGACGUCUCAAGAUCUCCAACGUCACCUGUGAUGCAUUCAUCACCAAGAUGAGGGCCAGAUUUAGCGGGACCCUCGGGAGGGUUUAUGACUUUAUCGGAACGUUCCUGACUACAGGAAUGCGCUUCGUCUUAAAUAAACAGAUUUGUCCUGCCUUGAAUCAUGCUGCACUAGUUCUGAUUAACCAGCUACUGGAAACAAUCCCAGUGCGCACGGAGGUGGACAGUUACGUGGGCAUCGAUUACUCACUGCUACAUGACCCCGUGGUGACAGAAACUAGCCUUGAUAUGGAUUUUAGGGGCAUGUUUUACGACCUGAAGAAUGAGAACGAGACACUCGUGAACUAUGCUGUGAAUCCGGUAGUGAGAGAGUAUGAUCGUAUGAUCUAUCUCUCUCUCUCCGAGUACUUCUUUGACAGCGGCCUCUUCUCUUACUUCAAAGGCGGACUGUUCCAAAUGCAGAUAGCAAACGAACGAAUGCCCAAGGACUUAGAGAUGCUUCUCAGGACCACCUACUUGGGGACAAUCAUGAUGCUGAACCCGGCUCUCAUGGAGCAUCCUCUGUCGCUGGAGUUAGAGGUCACAUCUCCUCCUCGCUCCACUAUCAAGACCUCUGGUGCCAGUGUGGCUGUCAACUGUAACGUCAAAGUGUUGGUUCUUCCUCCAGGAAAACCAGCAGUCCAGCUCAGCAGCAUGACCAUGGAAGGCAAGUUCAACGCAAAAGUAUCGAUGAAGGGCAAGCACUUGGCCAUUCAUUUAGAUCUGAGAAGGUUCAAAAUUUUCUCCAAUCAAUCUGCUCUCGAGUCUUUGGCUCUUAUUCCAUUGCAAGGUCCGCUGAAAACGAUGCUGCAGAUAUCAGUGGUGCCUCUCAUUAACAAUUACAUUAAGCGAGGUGUGCAGAUCCCUCUACCGGACGGGAUAGACUUCAUCGAAGAGGUGGUCGAGUAUCACAAUGGCUACAUCAUCGUGGGGGCAAACCUACACUUCAGAACAGGUCUGAGAGAAAUAAUCGAGAGGAAGCUGUCGGGUGAAACAGACAACUCAAUUUAAGACCAGAGAAGAGCCGCGCUAACAUUACUGCAUGUGUAAAGCCAUGCACAGAUACUAAAAUAAGGAGCAAUAAAUGGAGAACUAACCUUCCAGCAGAAGCAUGAUGUUUGUUAACUGUACAGAACAUUUGAUCCUCAAGACCUGCUAUCGUUACUGUCAACAUCAACUCUAAAUUUGCCCUAUUUAGUCUGUGAAUACGCAUUCCUGGUGUAAUUGUGUGCAAUCUGCACUUUACUCUGAAGAAAAUUUCAUCUGACAUGCUAUUUUUUCCCUAAUAUCUCCCCAAACGUAAAUGCAAUAAUUUAAUGCUGAAUUUUGGCAGUGUCUAUUUAUAAUGAGUGCAAAUGACCAAACUUGUUGGCAAAGGCUGUUUUCACUAUUGCUUAGGUAUUUCACCUUUAGCACAAAUAGCAUGUUACUUCUAUUUACACUUUGUGCAAACAGCAUCUAUCACUAUUUGCUCUCAGUGUAAAUACGGUCUAACUUGUUACACUUAGUGUAAAUAGCUGUUGCAUAACGAUUACACCAGUAUAAGCAAAUAAGUAUAUAUUUACAAAAAGCAGCGUUAGGAUACGUAGAGAUGCUCUUGAGGAGAGCAGAUCACAAACCAAUACAGAGUUACAUUCAGACAUGACUCGGUUCUACUAUCAAACACCCACCAUGGUAUGAAGAACCAAACUACUUUAUUCACAUUUCAGAAGCAAAAUGGGUUGCAAAUGCAGGUUCAUGUUGACUUUACACAAGUGACUGAACCCCAAAAACACAUGUACAACUCUUAGAUGUAUAAAACAAAAUGUAUUUGUACAUUUAGUUGAAUUUUAUAAUUUUUUGUACAAGUUUUAUCGUAUAUUGAUCGUUUAAUAUGUGAUUGGUUUGCCAUCCUCAUAUGUGAAUGAAAUCACUGUACCGCUUUAUUAAAAUUACUUGUUAAAAAUCAG